AGCGCCGUGGAGCAGGUGCUUUCCCCCCUCCCUCCCUCCCUCCCUCUCGCUCUCUCCCGCCCGCCCUCCGGUCCCCCCCCCCGGGUGGUGGCCGCUGCUGCCGCCGCCGUCGCCGUUUUCUCAGCCCCAUGAAGCGCAAGAGAUGCUGAACCUACCGCGUGACGGCAAAAAGUCACUCCGAUGCAAGGUGGAAAAACUGAAAAAAGAAAACAAUGGCACCCUUCCAUUGCUUAGGAAAAGGGGGAAAUCUCAUCAUUCUUCGAUUGUUCAGACAUCUCAGAAUUGUUCAAAACAACUGAUCCCUGCAGAAAAAAAUCACUUGGGUACCAGCAAAACAUACCGAAAGAAGCAUACCUCCAAUAUUGGCUCCCUCCCCCAGUUGGAGCCCCCUAUCAACCACUCCACGCUUACUGCUCUCAAAGCAAACCAAGACGAACGUAUCCUUCCUCAGAUAACCAAUAAAACCUUGCCAUAUGGACAGAAAACACACCAGGAUGAAAGGUUUUGCAGCUUUAGUCGACAACAGAUAACGAGGUUGGGGUUAAUCGAGAAUUUUCAAGAAAUUAUUAGCAAAGCACAGACAAACAAGAAUGAGAAAAGAACAUUUCAAGGUCUUAAUUUGCCUAUGACAUCUACAGAAGCACUGAAGAAUUUCAAAAGUGGCCUGGUAAAUUAUGAAUGUGAGGAAAUCCAAAAUUAUCGAGAACUGUGGUUUCUUGGACUGGAUGCCGAAAAGAUAGAUGCUGUUCCUGGUGGACAGCAAAACAGUGGUUAUGAUGAUGUCCACGGUUCUUACAUCAAGGUGUUACAUGACCAUUUAUCGUAUCGAUAUGAAGUUCUUGAAGUCAUAGGCAAAGGAUCCUUUGGGCAAGUGGUAAAAUGCUUGGAUCAUAAAACAAAUGAAUUGGUGGCUAUAAAGAUAAUACGAAACAAACAAAGAUUUCACCACCAAGCUUUGGUGGAGCUGAAGAUUUUAGAUAUUUUACGCAAAAAGGACAAAGAUGGCAGCCACAACGUUAUUCAUAUGCUGGAGUAUUUUUACUUCCGAAAUCAUCUGUGCAUUUCCUUUGAACUAUUAGGAUUAACCCUGUAUGAAUUAAUCAAGAAGAACAACUUCCAAGGUUUCAACUUAUCGCUUGUUCGUCGUUUUGCAUUUGCUUUACUAAAGUGUUUACAGAUGCUCUCCAGGGAGAAAAUUAUUCACUGUGACCUGAAACCAGAGAACAUAUUGCUAUGCUCUAAAGGACAAGGAACAAUAAAAGUAAUUGACUUUGGAUCAAGCUGCUUUGAUUAUCAAAAAGUUUACACAUACAUUCAGAGCAGAUUCUACCGCUCACCUGAAGUAAUUCUGGGUCAUCAAUAUACCAUGGCAAUUGAUAUGUGGAGCUUUGGCUGUAUUCUGGCUGAGCUCCUCACUGGCUGUCCCCUCUUUCCUGGGGAAAAUGAAGUAGAACAGCUGGCUUGUAUAAUGGAGAUAUUUGGGGUUCCAUCAGAUGCCUUCAUUCAAGCUGGACAAAGAAGGCGAUUGUUUUUUGUUUUUUUUGAAGAUUCUAAGGGACACCCUAAAACCAUCACAAACAGUAAAGGAAGGAAGAGGCGCCCAAAUUCCAAGAAGCUUGCCAACAUACUCAGAACCAAUGAUCUCCUUUUUAUAGAUUUCCUGAAAGGUUGUUUCACGUGGGAUCCUGAAAAGCGUAUGACUCCAGAUGAGGCUGUGCAACAUGAAUGGAUUAAGGAGACCAGGAGACUGAAAUUUCAUCUAAAAAGUUGUUGCCCAAAGAAUGGAAUAGAAAUUGUUCCUACAACUCAAGAUAACUGCAAUUACAUAUCCAAAAAGUCCCAACCUCUUAAGACAGAAAAAAUCCAUCAUGACAAAGGUGAUGUACUGAAGCAUCAUUGCAACGAAAUUGAAGAAACUGUAACAUUAGCCGAACGCUUGAGGCCUCUGGGGGCUUCUGCAGAAGGAGAUACAACGGAAGAUAUAAAACACAAAAGUGAGAAGCCACCUGAAGAAAAAUCAGAAGACACAUCAUUACAAAGUCAAAAAAAACAUGCACAAGUCAGUUCUGAAGAAAUCAAGUCACAGGACCAGAUACAAUCUCCUCCAACUACCUUGUAGGUCGUGUUAAUAAUCACAAUUUUAAUAACCUGGUAUUUCAUUGAAGGAAACUACAAUUUAGAAAGUCACUUGAUUGUGAUGAAGAUUGUCAUUAAGCUUUCAUGCAUGCUUCUUAUAAAAUCUGCAAUAUUUUACAAUGAAUUUGGAAAACUACCUCAUCCCCUCGAAUAUAAACUUAUGAUAUAUUAACUCUGCUCAACACAAAAAUGUUGCUGGUCCAUUCAGUGCUCAUUUUUGUGGAAGAAUCAAAAUGAUUUUUAUAAUUCUUCUGUGUGAUCAACCAAUGGUGUACUUAUUGAGUAAAAGCCUAUCUCUUAUACAAACAUUAUUUGUUUUAGAAUGAUGCAUUAUUGUGUGACUUUAAUGCUUUAAUCUUUAUCCCAGAUGUUAUUUUGUAAAUUAUACUUCAACUUUCAUGGACUAUCAAAUCUUUUUUUUCCUUUUUGUAAAUCUAAUUUUGAUAUAGUUUCCGUCAACAAUUUCAACCUGGCAGAAACACAGUGAGGCAGUAAUUAAUCUAUAGUCCUGUAUUCAAUUACUGUGUUCUAAACUGUUGACUUUAAUUAGUAAAUGGUUUUGUGAAUAGUUAUGCCUUGAAAUGUUCAAUCACGAUAAAAAUCAAGAUUAAUAUUGUAGCUUUAAUGUAGUUAUGUUGCAAAUUUCUUUGGGCAGAAAAGUCUGUUUAAACGUUAGUGAACUGAAUAUAUAAGCUACUUCAAAUCUGACAAUAAAUUUUACUCUCAAGCAAA
Callorhinchus milii (elephant shark) is the source of this 2868-nucleotide messenger RNA. RefSeq names its product dual-specificity tyrosine-(Y)-phosphorylation regulated kinase 4 (gene dyrk4). Gene Ontology annotation, biological process: peptidyl-serine phosphorylation; peptidyl-threonine phosphorylation. NCBI's taxonomy places the organism in Eukaryota, Metazoa, Chordata, Chondrichthyes, Chimaeriformes, Callorhinchidae. The transcript is spliced from 15 exons. The record is from RefSeq and is a predicted model, not a curated record. Gene Ontology annotation, cellular component: nucleus. Gene Ontology annotation, molecular function: protein serine/threonine/tyrosine kinase activity; ATP binding; protein serine/threonine kinase activity. Bases 143 to 2119 code for a protein of 658 amino acids.